This is a messenger RNA of Thlaspi arvense, 405 nucleotides long. The record is from the annotation of a GenBank genome assembly. Lineage: Eukaryota; Viridiplantae; Streptophyta; Magnoliopsida; Brassicales; Brassicaceae.
AUGGGAACGGGAAAGAAGAAGAUCGAGAUCAAGAAGAUUACCAAAGAAUCCUCACGCAUGGUCACAUUCUCCAAGCGGCGCAAGGGUCUGUUCAAGAAAGCCGAUGAUCUCCACCUCGCUACAGGCGUUAGCGUCGCUGUAAUUGUCUUCUCCCCUGCCGACCGCUGCUACACUCACUCCUCCGGCGAGCUCCCUGUCGACGCCGCCGUCGAUCGUUACCUGGCCGCCUCCGACGACGUCCCUACCGGCGGUUUUGGGGCGUGGUUGAAUGCGAUAGACCUUGAAGCUGCCGGCGCCGAGGACCUACAAAAGCUGGAGCUGUUGAGGGAGCGGUUGAUGGAGACACGGCAGAAAGUGGUUUCCCAGUUGGAUUUGGAGAUGGCGAAGUCGUUUCUGCUAGAUUGA